Molecule: messenger RNA, 1296 nt
Organism: Nycticebus coucang (slow loris)
Lineage: Eukaryota; Metazoa; Chordata; Mammalia; Primates; Lorisidae
Gene: TMEM45B
Product: transmembrane protein 45B
Exons: 8
Coding region: 261-1088 (275 amino acids)
Source: RefSeq, a predicted model, not a curated record
GCGGGGCGGGGCGGAGCGCACACCGGCUCCUGGCGGCAGCUCUCGGAGCCGGGCGAGGCGCGCAGGCGGCUCCGAGGCGCUGGGCACAGACAGGCCAAGAGACAAACACUAGAUUGUUCAACUACGAGACCUACGAGACCAUAGUGAAUAUAAACAAUCAGAGGUCACGGUUUUUGGUCAGGGCCGGGUUUGAACCUGCCACCUCCAGGAUACGGGGCCCUACUCUUGAGUCAUAGGCACUGCUGUGUUCUAGAAUCCCGAUGGCAAACUUCAAGGGCCAUGCACUCCCAGGGAGUUUCUUCUUAAUAGUCGGCUUGUGGUGGUCAGUGAAGUACCCACUGAAGUACUUGCAUCAGACACGGAAGACCGCCUGGCUGCAGCAGUCUCAUCAGCGUCUGGAGGUCAUUGAAGCCGCAGUGAGGACCCUGUUUUCCCUCAUUGGGAUCCUGGCAGAGCAGUUUGUUCCGGAUGGGCCACACCUGCACCUCUACCAUGAGCACGGCUGGGUGAAGCUCAUGAACUGGCAGCACAGCACCAUGUACCUGUUCUUCGCCGUCUCCGGGAUCACGGACAUGGUCACCUAUCUGCUCAACCACAUUCCCCUGGGCGUAGACAGACUGGUUAUGGCUAUGGCAAUAUUCGCUGAAGGUUUUCUUUUCUACUUCCACGUCCACAACCGACCACUGCUGGACCAGCACAUCCACUCGCUCCUGGUGCUUGCUUUGCUUGUUGGGGGCGUCAGCGUCUUCCUAGAGGUCUUCUUUCGGGACAAUACUGUGCUGGAACUUUUCCGAACCAGUCUCAUUAUUCUUCAGGGAACCUGGUUCUGGCAGAUCGGAUUUGUGCUGUUCCCCCCUUUUGGAACGCCGGAGUGGGACCAGAGGGAUGAGGGCAACAUCAUGUUCAUCACCAUGUGCUUCUGCUGGCACUACCUGGCCGCCCUCUGCGUCGUGGCCGCCAACUACUCACUCGUUUUCUGCCUUUCGACUCGGAUGAAGAGACUUGGAGGAGAGGUCAUUGGGAUUCAGAAACUGAAGGCCGAUCACACUUACCAGGCCACCCUCCUGAGCGACUCAGAUGAGGACUGAGACUGGGCCACGCAGAGGGUGGACUCCCGCUGCAGGGCAGGGGACAAAGCUUGCCACAGCGCUGCAGCGCUGGCUGCGGCCUGCUACUGAGGGUCUACGCUGCCACCUGGUCACUUCACACAGGCUAGAGGUUCUAAAUCAGGAAAUUACGGCUUCAGUGUUUUGUGUACCUUGCUGUUUGGAUUUUUUAAACAUAAUUUAAGCUCUG